Papaver somniferum (opium poppy) is the source of this 1428-nucleotide messenger RNA. Its product is annotated as UPF0481 protein At3g47200-like. NCBI's taxonomy places the organism in Eukaryota, Viridiplantae, Streptophyta, Magnoliopsida, Ranunculales, Papaveraceae. The record is from RefSeq and is a predicted model, not a curated record. The transcript has 2 exons. Bases 1 to 1428 code for a protein of 475 amino acids.
AUGGAAGGUAUAAAUGAAGCCCAACUGCAAAAUGGUAUAGGUCAAGUGGAAACUGGACAGCAAGACCAAAGUUUAGAAGCCAAGAGUCAACAAAUCAAAAAGGUGGGAGGAGGGAAUGCCCAGGAAAAGCGUGAUAUUCGUACUGUGCCUCAGCUAGCCUCUUUAUCUGAAUGUUGUUGUAUCUAUAAGGUACAUGAAAUUUUCCACAAAACUUCCAAACACGCAUACACGCCUUUGUUGGUCUCCAUUGGUUCCUUCCACCGUGGAAAAACAAGUUUACAGCCAAUGGAAGAUGUUAAGUCUGUUUAUAUGCACAAACUGCUCAGUCGAGUUGCAGGGAAAAAAUCCACCCAACUUGCUGAAUCUAACGCUAGGGAUAAUAUUACUUGGUUGACACUAUUAGAGGAGUGUGUUGAAUCUAUUACGGGGAUUGAAACUGAUGCGCGCAAGCAUUAUUCAGAAAACAUCAACCUCGAAAGCAAGGAAUUCGUUGAAAUAUUGGUGGUUGAUGGUUUAUUCAUCUUCGAGCUUCUCCUGCAAAUGUAUGCAGGUGGAAAUUCCACGGGAUUGUGUAACAAUUUCUGGGACUCGGGAAUUCUGCCAUGGGAUCUGUUACUGCUUGAAAACCAACUUCCGAUGAUUGUCCUCCAACACCUAUUUCGUCUGAUUUCAUCAGACAACAUGUUAGAGGGUAAAUUACUCACUGAAAUCUUACUUGUUAACUGGGAGAAAUUAUCAAUAUUGCCAAUAAGAAAAAAUGCUUUGCGUAUGAUGCACCUAGAGCGUACAUCUUCUAUGCAUUUACUCGAUCUAUUAGCCAAAAUGUUCCGUCCUCGAAAUUUCCAAAGAGAUGAGUUCAUCACUAUACAUAACUACAUACCAAGUGCAACAGAAUUGAGGUGCGCAGGAGUCAAGUUCAAAAAGGGUUCCACAGAGGUUAGCUUUUUAGAUGUAAAAUUCAGUGAUGAUGGGGUACUGGAAAUACCUCCAAUAAUUAUUAAUGAUAGAUCUGAUCUCUUGUUUAGAAAUCUCAUUGCUUCAGAACAAUUUUCUAGUGGCGAUGACACAAAAUACAUGACCUCCUAUGCUUUCUUCAUGGAUAGCCUCAUUAACUCUGAGCAAGAUGUUGCUUUGCUCCGUAAGAAGGGCAUCAUUACAAUUUGUUUUGGAAGUGACACAGAUGUAGCGGAUCUCUUUAAUAACCUAUGUCGCGAUAGAUGCAUUGCCAGAUCUUAUUAUUCUCAAACAAAUGAUAGAGUGAACGAAAUUUACAAGAAGCGCCCAAAUUUUUGGAAAGCGACUUUGAAGCAUGAUUAUUUCAACAAUCCAUGGUCGAUUUGUUCAUUUGUUGCAGCACUUCUACUUAUAGGGCUCACGCUUACUGCUUCUAUAUUUGCAAUACUCUCUUUUGCUAUUCACAAGUCUUGA